GUCUUGAAUCCAUUGACUAGUCAUAUUCCACGCCUCGAAAGAGACCGCUUAAUAUAUCCCUUAAAAUUAACGUUUUAAAAUCUCCUUCCCAUUUUAUUCUUAAAUAAUAAUUAUAAGUAAGAAAUGUGUGGCUAGAUCGCCAGCUUUAUAAAAUUCUUUGAAUAAUUUGCAAACGAGAAUAUGUCUUUACACCCAGAGGGAAGCGAAGACGAGACAGUUCUCCUUACUCCAAAAUUCCUUCGCAAAGCAUCUCGAUACAACAGAAGUGCCCAAGCAACACCGUCUUUAAUCACCUCGGGAGUGUUUGGUCCUUUUUCUGAGGAAGUCCUGCGAGUUUGGAGCCAACUUCCUGACGCCAUUCGUUUAGAUCCCAGUUUGGCCGCUUUCCAAAAGGAAUAUGAAAAAAUAGUGGAAAAUGACGAGAAAAGAAUUUGUGGACAUGGCACUGAUGAAGAGGAUCCACACGAUGCAGGAUCGACACACGACCACAUUCACGAAGGGAAACAGAAACCUGUGUACCGAUACGUCAAAUUAAUCCUACUCAUAUGCUGCUGGUUAAUAUUUACAAUUAUUCUGAUGACAAAAAGCGAGAAAGUGGAGGUGAUGCGUCAAAUGUCCGUACCCAGCAAUCAGACAAGAAAUUACAUCUUCACGGAGCCUCUUCAGAGCGACCUGGUGAGCAUAACUUUGGAGGGUUCUUUUCUCCCUGUCAAUGCAAAUCUGUCAAAAUACACCCUGACGGUAUGGCUGGAGCUCGUGGACGUAGAGAAGAACAAUGGCGACGGUACAUCAUACGAACGUGGCAGAUGUCUGAAGAAUAUAAGCGAGCCGUGGAUCCUGCAUCUCUUGCCAGAAGAUUUACUGAACAUCUUUCCCAAUCAGAGACGGCAUAAUGUCUUCCAUCUUGAAGGACUCGAGGAGAACUUGCCAGAAAGCGUUGUGGCUAUGAAUCUGCGGACAAAUUUGCUGGCGAGUUUCCCGGUGUCAGUGGGAUAUGAUGUUUCCCCGAUAGACACAAAAGAUGGCACGGUUUAUGGAGCCAUUGUCUUAUUAGGACUAUAUGUUCUAAUAGUGUUCGAGGUCGUCCAUAGAGCACUCGCAGCCAUGUUGGCGUCGACCAUGUCGGUCGCCAUUUUGGCAGCUCUGAACGAGAGACCUACCAUGGGCGAGUUGAUUUCCUGGAUAGACGUGGAUACUCUGCUGCUCUUAUUUUCCAUGAUGGUGCUCGUGGCCAUUUUCGCGGAAACUGGGAUUUUCGACUACCUUUCCGUGUAUGCCUACAAGAUUACAGGAGGGAAGCUGUGGCCGUUGGUUAACACUCUUUGUUUCUUCACGGCAUUCAUAUCCUUGUUUCUGGAUAACGUAACGACGGUGCUCUUGAUGACCCCAGUUACCAUCAGAUUAUGCGAGGUCAUGGAAUUAAAUCCAGUGCCCAUCUUGACUGCCAUGGUGGUUUACUCGAAUAUUGGCGGCGCCAUUACUCCAAUCGGCGACCCACCUAAUGUCAUUAUCGCGUCGAAUAAACAUGUCAUGAAUGCAGGCGUUGAUUUCACCACCUUCGUCAUCCACAUGGGCAUAGGAGUGAUUCUCGUGCUUUUUGUAGUCUAUGCCCAAUUGAGAUUCAUUUUUCGUGACGUAUCAGCACUCAGGUUUGACGAGCCUCAAGAUGUCCAGGAACUAAGGCACGAAAUUGCGAUCUGGCAAAGAGCGGCUGCGAGUUUAUCGAGUUACAGCAAAGAUGAAGGCCUGGUCCGCGAAACUUUGAUGAAGAAGGUGCGACGACUACUGUCGGAGCUGAAGAAAAAAUUGAUAACCGGAAGUGUGGCCUUGGAGAAUUAUAAGACCACCCUCGAGGAACUUCAAGAAAGGUAUCCGAUCAGGGACAAGUGGCUGCUAAUAAAGUCUGGAUUCACCCUGAUUUUCGUCAUUACUCUCUUCUUCCUGCACAGCAUCCCAAAUUUCAACUUGUCAUUGGGAUGGACUGCUUUAUUAGGAGUUAUUCUUCUUCUGGUCCUCGCAGACUCCGCUGAUCUGGAUGGUUUAAUGGCGCGAGUCGAAUGGAGCACGUUAUUGUUCUUCGCAGCUUUGUUUAUAUUAAUGGAGGCACUCUCGCGGUUGGGCUUAAUCGCCUGGAUUGGAAGGCAAACCGAGAAAAUCAUCUUGUCCGUCGACGAGGACUCUAGAUUAGCCGUGGCCAUUCUUUUGAUUCUUUGGGUUUCCGCCGUGGCUAGUGCUUUCGUUGACAAUGUCCCAUUGUCUACAAUGAUGGUCAGGAUUGCGACCAAUUUGGCGGAAAAGAAGGAACUUGGCCUGCCAUUGCAACCUCUGGUUUGGGCUCUCGCCUUUGGUGCUUGCAUGGGGGGAAAUGGAACUCUCAUUGGAGCUACUGCCAAUGUCGUCUGCGCUGGAGUCGCUGAACAACAUGGAUACAAAUUCACAUUUGUGCAGUUCUUUAAAGUUGGAUUUCCCGUCAUGAUUACCAGCACAGCGAUUGUGUCGGUGUAUCUGAUGAUCGCUCAUGUGGUUUUCGAGUGGAACGGAUAAAGGUCGAACAACAGCCUUAACAUUUAUUUUUUACGGCGACCGUGAAUGUCUUAUGACGAAUUGACGUCGCCAUUAUCACAUGAAAGUCAUUCAUGUCCGCCAAUAUACUCCAGCAUCUAAUUUUAGAUGUAAAGGUCCGUUUCAUACUUCGCACUUAGCGUUAAAAAAUGUCUCCUAUCAGUGACCCUUAAGGUGGUAUCAAAGUGUCGUCUCGUUUCAAACAAAUUACGGCGAUGUAAAAUCUGGGAAUUUUACUUCACAAUAUAUGUAGAUUCCAGUAUUUAAGAAUUAUUAAGUGAACGGUAUUUAAUUUUAAUUCGCUAUGUUAUUAUUUGUAGAUCGUUCUCACCGGAGCAUGUAGUAUCUGGGAUAAUUGAUACUAUCUUAUUUAUUUUAUUUAUUAUUUAUUCUUCAGUAUCUUACUAUGUAACAUACAUGUAUAUCGGAAUAUCUUUGCGGUUAAUAUAAGUCUUCUUUAGUA
Molecule: messenger RNA, 3025 nt
Organism: Orussus abietinus
Lineage: Eukaryota; Metazoa; Arthropoda; Insecta; Hymenoptera; Orussidae
Product: P protein
Exons: 16
Coding region: 181-2544 (787 amino acids)
Biological process (GO): transmembrane transport
Cellular component (GO): membrane
Source: RefSeq, a predicted model, not a curated record